AUGUUUGGAUCAAAAAUUAAAACAUGGAUGGAAAACCAUCUUGGUAGACCACGUAAAAAAAGCAACAAAAAUAAGAAUGUAUCGCCUUCUGAUCACAUAACGACUGGAGAACAAUAUAAACAAAAACAUGCAGCUACCGGUUUUACAGUCUACAAUAGCAAUGGAUGUUCAUCACCCUAUAGGACCAACACAAAUUCAAACAGUUCUAGUGGCAAUCAUACAGGAUGUAAUAGUAGCGUUAUUUCCAGUCCCAAUAGGCGUAGAGAAGUAUCGCCCAUACAAAAUCACACUCAGAGUCGCUAUGGUUGGCAAUCGCCAGAUAGAGAACAUGUCAUCUCUCCUAAAUCUGAUAAUUUCUUGUAUGCACCGCAGCAUCACAGCCAGCAGUAUUUGCGCAGCAAUCAUACGGCCCCUAAUACCCGAGAAAAUUCUUGCGAAGACAAUAAAAUCGUUUCUAAACAACAGCAGCAUCAACUUAAUUGUUCUACUUCAUCGUUUUCUUCAUUAUCAUGGUCAACCGGAUCUAAGGAACCGUCUAUGCACUCUAAUAAUAUUCAAAACAUAAAUGUAGUUUGUCAUUCAGUUGCUGCUCCUACCAAUAAUAAUUCCAAUAUCACUACAACUGAAAUAAAAUCAUAUACAACAGUAGAUACAAAAGAAACAGAUGAUGAUCCAAAUGCGGUACAUUACGAAGAAAUUGACGAAAUUGGCACUUUAAUAAGACAUCCUGAGAAACUGCGGAAUAACACGAUUAAUGAUUUUGAAAGACCAAAAUCCGAAAAAUUCCCAAAACUUACACAAACGACGACUGCAUUUUCGGAUAGUAAGCAGACUCAAGAUGAUGCUUCCACCCGAUAUGGCCGAUUGUUGCCAUCAAAGAUUCCAAACCCUAUAAUUGUAAGUUUUCGCACAGGUAGUGAGGAGUGUAUAUCAAGAAAUGGUUCGCAGUUCACGACACAAUAUGCACGGGGGGAUAUCAAAAAUAGCUCAUACUCACAAAAUUGCAAUGGAGUGAGAAGUAAAUUAAGGACGGGUGUGCAUCCGGGUUCUCUUCAAGGAAAUCCAUCAGCUCCCCUAGUUAGUCUAUCAUCCCCGGAAAGUGCCUACUCGACUGGCUAUUCAACAGAUGGGACAUCGCCUGGUACUGGGUACACACCACCGGAAUAUUAUGUAAAUAUGCGAACUGGUACCCACUAUUUCCCUAAAAGUGUGAACUCCUUAGCUAUAGAAGCUCAGAGAUAUAAAUUCGGAUUGAAUAAAAUUGAAGAAAUGUCUCCCAUUGAUCCCUUGCCGAAAACCUCAUUUGCUCAUCGUAAUAUUGAAGAAAAUUAUUCAGCAUUAGCUAAACAAACUAUUUUCACAGAACCGUACGAAAAGUCGUCAUCCACUUUUCAAGCGUGGGAAACAAGCGAAGUGAAGAGUCCAUUGCCCAUACGCAAUACUAUCGUUAUACCGACUUUAAAAGGUUUCGAAUCUCCUUCGCCCAGGCAAAGAUGUCGAAUACGUACCAAUCCCUGGUAUUCCACCACUGAAACCUCUUCAUCAAGUUCUACCGUAAAUCCAACUCAACAGCAGCAGCAACAACAACAACAACACCACCAUCAUCAUUCAGGUGGUUCACUUACCAACACAUCAUUAACAUCCUCAAUGACAUUCUCAUCUACUUCAUCACACUCGACAUCAGCCUUAUCGACAAUACAUCUCGAUCAAGACUUUCAACGUUCCGUCUCCCCAGGCAUCAGAAACACUACUUUAGGUGCAACAGUCUUGAGUAUAAAAAAUAACAACAGCAACAACAACAACAACAUGACAUGUGUGUCAUCAGAGUCGUCAUCCUCAUUGACAGAAGUGGAAAAUAUGCAGCGCUGCUAUACACCCAAUACCAUCAGACAAAAGCGUUCACUGCAAUUACAAUAUAAUCAACAUACUGCUCCUGUUGCCACUUGCAACAAGAAAAGUCAAGAGGUCCCUUUGGCUGUGGCAAGCGAUGACGAUGCCACAUUGAAUGAAAUGAUGGGUAAAUUUGAUGAAAGUUAUAUAUAUGAGAAAGAGACUGACAUUUUAAGCAGUGACUCUGAUCCUACUGACUGUCCCACGGAUAUGGAUACAGGACAAGAUGCUGGUGAUGAAUGUGACACUGAUGAUUUACUAGACAUAGAUUUUAUUGACACUUCCUCAAUACAAGAGAUUAACGAACAUAAGGACCACCAAGUCAAUUUGGGCAAAUGCUACUAUGUGCAAGGAAGUCCUUUGAUGGCCCACAGAAAAGCAUCUCUCAGAUCACAGAGACGAAAUUCAAGGAGUUCAAAACUAUCAAAUGAGCAAACAAUAAUCACCGCUGCAGCCAACAGUGCUCAAAGAAGAAGAAAACGUUUUCACAAAACCCGAAAGAAGAGCUCUGAAAGUAGGGAGAACUGUAGAUCCCCCCUACGUAAGCCAAGAGAGACACGAAGUGUUGGUGGAACACCCGUGUGUCUAAGAAAACGCAUAGCAAUCAGCGAAAAGCAAAGAUUUAGUCACACUACACCUCAUAGACUAUCCCACCGGUCGAGUUCCUUAGUAUUUACGGGUGUUCGUGAAAAUCGUUUUAUGACUGUAGCAGAAAGUGAGAAAGCUCUAUUAAAGGCUGAUUUUGAAGCAGAUGUGAAAUACCGUCAACUAAUAAUGGAAGCCGAAUCCAUAUUGCUAUCAAUGAGAAAUAGCUUACAAAGUAUUUCUCGUGAAACACCUGUAGCAAGUCCACGAAGGCUGAAUCCUUUAGCCAAUAAACGAGUAGAAAUGAUUAAGAACUGUGAAAUUGAACCAAAAAGAGAUAUUCAAAAGCAACAACAGCAUUCACCUAAGAAACAUAUUGCAACCGAAUUAACCGAUCAGGAAUUAACAGCUGCCGUCAACAAACGCAUUGAAAUUUUAAAAUUGGAAACCCACUCUCCACCUGGAAGCCCAAAGUUGGGUCAAUGCAGUCCUCGAAAAACCCACUUAACCAAUUUCAUUAAUCAAAACACACCCUCCGAGGGAAGCGUAAGAAAAAAUUCAAACAAUUCUCCCUUAGUUCAAAGAAGAAACACAAGCCCCAUCGCAUCUCCUUCGCCACAACAAAGAUGUUCCAAGUUCCAGAAUAACUUAAGGCCGCCUUCUCGUACUAACAAUUUACAGCUCAGUGACUCUGACCAAGAUUCUAGCAAACCAGUUAAAUUACCACCCAACUCCAAAUGUGAUGCUGGCAUUAAAGCAUCAACUUUCAUCCAUCAACUUAAAAAUAAAGGACCUUCAAUGUCUCUAAACUAUUGUCCACAAAGUGAACCGCUAAAACGUAAAAUCUACAAAAAUCACCAUCCAUCUUUUGACCGCACCGAGAAUUACAAUCCUUUACAAGAAGAUAUCCAAUAUAAUGAGAGGCAGGAACUUUUGAAACAACAACGUCUUAAAGCCUACAAUACCGGAAGUGGAGAAUUUCCCAUUCACAAUCGAAAGCUUCAACUAAAAUCAAAUAGUCAAGAUCUUUACCAUUUGUCGUCAUAUGGUGCAAAGUGUGAUUUCAACACCAACAUGGUGCCAGAUAAAGCUGCCUUAAUACUCAGCACAAUUGAAGAUUUGAAACGUAAUUUGGAGCAUCAAAGCAUCGAGCUCAACGGACUACACGAUUCGUAAAGUUGACUCAAUUAUUUUUAUUAUUCCAAU
Molecule: messenger RNA, 3681 nt
Organism: Calliphora vicina (urban bluebottle blowfly)
Lineage: Eukaryota; Metazoa; Arthropoda; Insecta; Diptera; Calliphoridae
Product: serine-rich adhesin for platelets
Exons: 9
Coding region: 1-3651 (1216 amino acids)
Source: RefSeq, a predicted model, not a curated record